UUCUUGCUGAACCUGAAAUUAGCUGCUAUGUCUUCUUCAAAUACCCUUAUACUUUCUUUCGCUUCAUGUCUAAGCAUAAACCCAACUUCCUCUCUUAUCUCAGCAUUUUAUUAUAUAAUUAUUUAGGAACAGGUCGUAACUUCUGCAGAAUCCAAGUUCUUUAAUUUCGAAUCAGACAAUGAGGCCUAAAGCAAAUCAAAGCCACAAGCUGAAGCUUCUCCUUGUUUUUCUUCUUGCCACCUUAAUUCUCAUCUUCAUCUUGAGAGCAACUCUGACAUCUUCACAUGAACAGCAGACUCCAGAAGAGACAAGAACAGCGCGUUGCUCUGGUGCUUGCAAUAAGCUACCACGUUCCCUCGCACAAGCCCUGAUCCAUUACUCGACUUCGGUUAUCACACCACAACAAACGCUCAAAGAGAUAGCGGUUAGCAGUACAGUACUCGGCAAAAAGUCACCCUGCAAUUUCUUGGUGUUUGGUCUAGGCCACGACAGCCUCAUGUGGAGCUCUCUCAACUAUGGAGGCCGGACUGUAUUUCUUGAAGAAGAUGAAGCAUGGAUUAAACAGAUCAAGAGACGGUUUCCGAUGCUGGAAUCGUAUCAUGUGACAUAUGACAGUAAAGUCAAUCAAGCGGAUAAUCUCAUAGAAGUUGGGAAAGGACCUGAAUGCACAGCCAUUGGAGAUCCAAGGUACUCAAUGUGUCAACUAGCACUCAAGGGUUUGCCUGCAGAAAUCUAUGAGACUAGUUGGGAUCUAAUCAUGGUUGAUGCACCGACUGGCUACUACGAUGAGGCUCCUGGGAGAAUGACAGCAAUUUACACCGCGGGAAUGAUGGCGAGGAACAGGAAACAGGGAGGAGAGACUGAUGUGUUUGUGCAUGAUGUGAACAGGGAAAUAGAAAACAAGUUCUCUAAGACUUUCUUGUGUGAAGGGUACAUGACGAAACAGGAAGGGAGACUAAGGCAUUUUGUUAUCCCUAGCUAUAGAGAUGGAUCAGAAUCAGAAUCAAAUAGACCCUUUUGUCCAUAGUAAACACAUGUAACCUAGAUCUCCUCUGUUUCUCUGAAUAAUGGAACUCUUUAUCGUCCUU
Molecule: messenger RNA, 1088 nt
Organism: Arabidopsis lyrata subsp. lyrata
Lineage: Eukaryota; Viridiplantae; Streptophyta; Magnoliopsida; Brassicales; Brassicaceae
Product: glucuronoxylan 4-O-methyltransferase 1
Exons: 1
Coding region: 179-1027 (282 amino acids)
Biological process (GO): xylan biosynthetic process
Source: RefSeq, a predicted model, not a curated record